Messenger RNA from Cololabis saira (Pacific saury), 1272 nucleotides. It is a transcript of the gene shox, whose product is annotated as shox homeobox. NCBI's taxonomy places the organism in Eukaryota, Metazoa, Chordata, Actinopteri, Beloniformes, Belonidae. The record is from RefSeq and is a predicted model, not a curated record. Gene Ontology annotation, molecular function: sequence-specific double-stranded DNA binding; DNA-binding transcription factor activity, RNA polymerase II-specific. Bases 207 to 1130 code for a protein of 307 amino acids. Gene Ontology annotation, biological process: regulation of transcription by RNA polymerase II. Gene Ontology annotation, cellular component: nucleus. The transcript has 6 exons.
AUUUACCUCCUCUCCCAUCCCUCCUUCCUCUAUUCCUCUAUCCGCUCCGACACCGACCUGCGCUCCGGCCGAUCCGGCCGAAGGUUCGAGGCUCCGGCCGAAGGUUCGAGGCUCCGGCCGAAGGUUCGAGGCUCCGGGCCGUUUCACGGUGGAUUUCCGGGACCGGGACCGCUCCUGAACCCCCUCCCCUUCCCCGAGCCCCGAACAUGGAAGAACUUACGGCAUUCGUGUCGAAAUCCUUCGACCAGAAGAGCAAGGAGAGCAACAAAGAAAGCAUCACGUACCGGGAAGUUUUGGAGAGCGGGCUGACGCGCGCCCGCGAGCUGGGCAGCCCGGACUCGAACCUGCAGGACAUAACGGACCCGGCCCACUGCGCCGUGCACAUGUUCAAGGAGCACGAGCUGGACAAGGACAAGCUCAAGGACUUUAAUGUUUCCAGGUCGACGGACGGGAUCUACGAGCUGAAGGAGAAGAAGGAGGAGGUGAAGUCGGAGGACGAGGACCCGCAGGGGAAGCUGAAGCAGCGCCGCAGCAGAACCAACUUCACGCUGGAGCAGCUGAACGAGCUGGAGCGGCUUUUCGACGAGACGCACUACCCGGACGCGUUCAUGCGGGAGGAGCUGAGCCAGCGGCUGGGGCUGUCCGAGGCCCGGGUCCAGGUUUGGUUUCAGAACAGAAGAGCGAAAUGUCGAAAACAAGAAAACCAGAUGCACAAAGACAUCUUUCCCUUCUCCCCAGGUGUGAUCCUGGGCAGCGGCUCUCACCUGGACGCCUGCCGCGUGGCGCCGUACGUCAACAUGGGCGCGCUGCGGAUGCCCUUCCAGCAGGUCCAGGCUCAGCUGCAGCUGGACGGCGUCGCCCACUCCCACCCCCACCUGCACCCCCACCUGGCCGCCCACGCCCCCUACCUGAUGUUCCCGCCCCCUCCCUUCGGACUACCAAUCGCGUCGCUCGCCGACUCCGCCUCCGCGGCGGCGGCGGUGGCGGCGGCCGCCAAAAGCAACAGCAAGAACUCGAGCAUCGCCGACCUGCGACUCAAGGCAGGACUUCUGCGGGGCCAGUGGCUCAGUCCACUCCAGGCACAGAUCACAUCCCAGGGACCGUACAAACACAUGUGGAUGUCUGUGUGAGGCCCCGAGGGCCGGGCCGGGGCCCCAGGGCCGGGCCGGGGCCCGUCAGACCAGAGGACGUUAGAACCGCUAGAAGCAGGCAGAACCGGGCAGAACCAGGCAGAGCAAGGCAGCAGCAGGGUUGUAGGGCUGCCGCCGGGAA